Messenger RNA from Tupaia belangeri chinensis (Chinese tree shrew), 2730 nucleotides. RefSeq names its product SAC1 like phosphatidylinositide phosphatase (gene SACM1L). The coding region runs from base 278 to 1741 and encodes 487 amino acids. The record is from RefSeq and is a predicted model, not a curated record. The transcript is spliced from 21 exons. NCBI's taxonomy places the organism in Eukaryota, Metazoa, Chordata, Mammalia, Scandentia, Tupaiidae. Gene Ontology annotation, biological process: phosphatidylinositol dephosphorylation. Gene Ontology annotation, molecular function: phosphatidylinositol-4-phosphate phosphatase activity. Gene Ontology annotation, cellular component: endoplasmic reticulum.
GCAUAUCACCCCUGAAAAGUUUUAUGUGGAAGCUUGUGAUGAUGGAGCGGAGGAUGUCCUUACCAUUGACCGUGUGUCCACAGAGGUCACCGUCGCAGUCAAGAAAGAUGUCCCUCCUUCAGCUGUCACAAGACCAAUAUUUGGUAUCCUGGGCACAAUCCAUUUGGUGGCAGGUAAUUAUCUAAUUGUCAUUACCAAAAAGACAAAAAUAGGUGAAUUUUUCAAUCAUGUAAUCUGGAAAGCAACAGAUUUUGAUGUCCUUUCUUAUAAGAAGACAAUGUUGCACCUAACUGAUAUUCAGUUACAAGAUAAUAAAACCUUCCUAGCAAUGCUUAACCAUGUCUUGAGCGUGGAUGGGUUUUACUUUUCAACCACGUAUGAUCUGACCCAUACUCUGCAACGACUGUCGAACACUAGUCCAGAAUUCCAGGAGAUGAGUCUCUUGGAAAGGGCAGAUCAGCGGUUCGUAUGGAACGGUCAUCUUCUCAGAGAACUUUCUGCUCAGCCCGAGGUCCACCGGUUUGCCCUGCCAGUGCUGCAUGGCUUUAUUACCAUGCAUUCGUGCUCUAUUAACGGAAAAUGCUUUGAUUGGAUUCUCAUCUCGAGGAGGAGUUGCUUCAGAGCCGGGGUCCGCUAUUAUGUCCGAGGCAUCGACUCCGAAGGCCACGCGGCUAACUUUGUGGAGACGGAGCAGAUGGUGCACUACGGCGGGAGCCGUGCCUCCUUCGUGCAGACUCGAGGAUCAAUUCCUAUUUUCUGGUCGCAAAGACCAAACCUGAAGUAUAAGCCGCUGCCGCAGAUCAACAAAGUGGCGAAUCACAUGGACGGUUUCCAAAGGCACUUCGACUCCCAAGUCAUCACUUACGGAAAACAGGUCAUCAUCAAUCUGGUUAACCAGAAGGGUUCAGAGAAGCCCCUCGAACAAACGUUUGCAAGCAUGGUGUCUUCCUUGGGAAGUGGCAUGAUCAGAUACGUAGCCUUUGACUUCCAUAAGGAAUGUAAGAAAAUGAGAUGGGAUCGACUAAGUAUUUUAUUGGAUCAAGUAUCAGAAAUGCAAGAUGAAUUAAGUUAUUUUCUAGUGGACUCCGCAGGCAAGGUGGUGGCCAGCCAGGAGGGGGUGUUCCGCAGCAACUGCAUGGACUGCCUGGACAGGACCAACGUGAUCCAGAGCCUGUUGGCGCGGCGCUCCCUGCAGGCCCAGCUCCAGAGACUCGGAGUUUUACACGUGGGACAGAAGAUUGAAGAACAAGAUGAAUUUGAGAAGAUUUACAAAAAUGCCUGGGCUGACAAUGCAAAUGCUUGUGCCAAGCAGUAUGCGGGGACCGGUGCCUUGAAGACCGACUUCACCAGAACUGGGAAGCGAACUCAGUGGGGCCUGGUAAUGGAUGGCUGGAACUCCCUGAUACGGUAUUACAAGAACAACUUCUCUGACGGCUUUAGGCAGGACUCCAUCGACUUGUUUCUCGGGAACUAUUCAGUGGACGAGUUAGAGUCUCAUAGCCCUUUGAGUGUCCCGAGGGACUGGAAGUUCCUGGCCUUGCCCAUCAUCAUGGUGGUCGCCUUCUCCAUGUGCAUCAUCUGUCUGCUGAUGGCCGGUGACACCUGGACAGAGACGCUGGCCUACGUGCUCUUCUGGGGAGUGGCCAGCAUCGGGACGUUCUUUAUCAUUCUUUUCAACGGCAAGGAUUUUGUCGACGCUCCCAGAUUGGUCCAAAAAGAAAAGGACCCGAAUUCAGCUUAAGGAUGGAGGGGAUCUCUUCACUGUCAAUUGAAUCAACUAUUGCAGAGUCCAAAGCCGCCUCUGGUCAGGGUGGGCCCCGGGGAGACGCCCCUGGCUGGCCGCCGCCUCCUCCAGGACACCACUCGACUUCUUCGGGGUCACGCCUCCAGGCCGGCCGGCCUCCAAGGACGCCUUGUGCUCAGUCGGCACUGCACUUGGGGACAGCAGCUGCUUUUCCACGCUCCCACUGUCAGGGUUUGGUCGGCCUUCAGUAAGUGUGUGGCAGAUUCAGUGCUUCCGGGUAGUCCUAGCUCUCCAGACCAAGGACCAACUUAAACUUUCACUUAUGCGAAACCUGGAAAUGCGCUUCAGAAGCCAUGCGUAGUCUAACUGUAAGUCAGAUUGUAUAUUCAAAUUGUCAUUAUGCAGUUGAAAUUAGGCCUUCCGUGAGGUAGUAUAAUUGACACUAUUCUAAAACAAACACUGCUACGAUGUUUCGGUGUGUGCUUAAAAAUACGUACAGUCUUCCCAAUAGUAGCCUCUUAUGUUGUCCUUAAAUAUUUCUAAAAGCGCCUUUAAUUUCAACAUUACCUUUUUUCAACAUUAUUUUUUAUAUAAUAAGAGUUGUUGCUUUUAAAAACCCUAAAGCAAACAAUAGCUGGAAAACGCUCCUUAGCUUAAGAUCUGUCAUUAACCCCCCAGUAGGGUCAGGGAAGGGCUGCCUGUCCUUAACUUGUAAAUAAGCAUAACUCGUUCCAAAGAUGGCUGUCGAGGCUGAGCUCCUGCCCGCGUCCUGCGCGGUUCCAGUGCGCGAGGGCUUCCCGGCAGGGCCUUGGGUCUCUGCGGCAAGGCCACACCUGGCCUGCGGCGUGGUGCCCCGCAGGGGCGGGCCUGCCGCUGCGUCUGCUCCUGAGUUGUCACGGUUUCAAGAAUCUGAAUGAUUUUAUUUCUGAAUUCAUGUACUGUACAUUCAGAAGUAGAAAUAAAAUGUCAUAUUCUUUUCUAACUAC